This is a messenger RNA of Aethina tumida (small hive beetle), 1075 nucleotides long. RefSeq names its product leukocyte receptor cluster member 1 homolog. NCBI's taxonomy places the organism in Eukaryota, Metazoa, Arthropoda, Insecta, Coleoptera, Nitidulidae. The transcript is spliced from 3 exons. Bases 145 to 1044 code for a protein of 299 amino acids. The record is from RefSeq and is a predicted model, not a curated record.
UUGAAAAUAUUGACAUAUGAUAAUUCUAGAAAUUUUUUUGGGGCAAUGGUGCCAAAAUCACGUAUGUGACAUAGGUGUUCUGUGUAUGACAACUGGUUGGCAACAUUGUCUGAUAAACGUCAACAGUGAUAUUGAAAACAAAUCAUGAAUAUCCUCCCGAAGAAAAGGUGGCACGUGCGUAACAGAGAUAACAUUGCCCGAGUCCGCCGUGAUGAAGCGAAAGCUGCAGAAGAGGAACAAGCAAAACAAGACCGAAUAAGAUUAGCUGAAAAAGAAGCAAGGAGAGAAUUGCUCUUGCAAAGAUCCAGGGCCACAACAGGAUAUAAGGACUUCAUCCCACUUGACAAUGCCAAAGACCAACAAGAGGAACACAUCAAUUUGUUUCAAGAUGUUGAAGAGGGAACUGCAGAAGAAAAAAGAGUUAAUAAGGAACAUGAAAAGGAGAAGACAGAAGAAAGGGAGAAAUAUGAAAAACAAAUUGGUUACUUGACAUACCUUGGACAGGACACUAAUGAAGCUUUGGGUAAAAAGAGCUGGUAUGAAGUCUUACCAGACAGAACUGAAACAAGUGAAGUAAACAUGAAAAGCAAAAUUAGGGAGGAUCCUUUAGUCAAGAUGAAUAAAUACAUAGAAUUAGGAAAGAAAAUGACACAGAGUGUCUCUAAUUAUACCAGUCUUGUUCAGAGCAGUAAAGACCAAAGCAAAACGUCAUACAGGAGACAAAGAAGUGAAAGUGUGAGCAGUGAGGAAAAAUCAAAGAAAAAGUCUAAACAUAAACAUAAGAAACACAAAAAACGAAAAAAACACAAAGAGAAUCCAAGUGAAGACUAUGAUUCAGAGGAAGAAAGAUUGAAGAAAGCCAAAUUGGAAAUACUCAGGAUGGAAAGGUUGAAACGGGAAAGAGAAGAAAGAAUGAGAGCAGAACUUUUGUUUAAAAAGAUAAAUGGUGAAAAAGUGAAAGAAAACAAACCUGCCCAACAGACUCAAAAACAAAAAUAUAAUUCACAGUUUAAUCCUGAAAUAGCCAAACAAAAUUAUAAUUAAUUGAUAAUAAUAAUGUUGUUUUAAUAUUGAA